Molecule: messenger RNA, 342 nt
Organism: Rangifer tarandus platyrhynchus (Svalbard reindeer)
Lineage: Eukaryota; Metazoa; Chordata; Mammalia; Artiodactyla; Cervidae
Source: the annotation of a GenBank genome assembly
AUGGCAUCAGAGGAGUGCCAGGUGGGAGUGAUGCCUGUAGACUUACUUCGUAUUUCAGAUGACGGGUUCUCAACUUUUCCGAGAGCAGGAACUGGCCUUGGUUUCCCUGGAUUCUUAAGAUUUAGAGGACUGAGAGGAUGGUGUCCUCACAGCAAACCAUCCAGUGCAAAUCAUGGGAAAACGGAGAAGAGGCCACGGAACCAUCGCUGCAUCCCGGAACACACCCAAGUAGAAGCUGAAACCCCACCCUCAGACAGCGGGGCUUCCCACGUGGGACUGGUGGCGAAGAACCCGCCUGCCAAGGUAGGAGACAUAGAAACGCAGGUUCGAUCCCUGGGUUGA